AUGGGAGACUUACCUCGUGUAAGAAUUACGCCUGCUCGACCCUUUCUACAUAGUGGAGUAGACUUUGCUGGCCCUUAUCAAAUCCUGAGAUCUAAAGGUAGAGGUUUUAAUAUAACUAAGGCUUACAUAGCAAUUUUUGUUUGCAUGUCAACAAAAGCUAUACACCUAGUAUUGGUUGGAGACCUUACCUCGGAGGCCUUUAUUGGAGCUUUCAGAAGAUUUGUAGCAAGAAUGGGAUGA
Molecule: messenger RNA, 240 nt
Organism: Parnassius mnemosyne (clouded apollo)
Lineage: Eukaryota; Metazoa; Arthropoda; Insecta; Lepidoptera; Papilionidae
Source: the annotation of a GenBank genome assembly